AUGCGUAGAAGUCUUGCUCCAAGUCAGGCGAACGUGCGAGUGAUCGCACCUAUGACAAACAAAGAGCCUCCCUCUAAACGACGAAGCAUUGGAAGCCCAUGUGAAAUAUCGGACUACUCUCCAAGAACUUACCUUUCGAUAUAUAGGAAACCAUUUGAAGAGGUUAACCAACCCGAUUUAUCUCCUCAAGCAAGUAUUGCUCAUGAAGCCCUGAUUCGCUCUAUUCUAACGAAGCCAUUCAAAGUACCAAUUCCAAACUAUAAGCCUAGUGGAUACGAGUCCAAAUGUUUGGGUGUUAAACGUUCGUCCGCCAAAGUGGCGCUGCAUGAUCCGUUUGAGGAGAAUGCACUUGUUUUGUAUGAGCCUCCUGAAUUAAAUGUCCAUGAAAGCUUAAAAUCUGACGCCGAAAAAUUAGUUCACGUGGUCGUCGAUCCAUCUCUGACCAAGUUUCUGCGUCCCCAUCAACGAGAAGGUGUUAAAUUCAUGUAUGAUUGUGUUACUGGUUUGAGGAUUCCAGAUAAUUAUGGCUGUAUUAUGGCGGACGAAAUGGGUCUUGGUAAAACACUUCAAUGCAUUACUCUGGUUUGGACCCUACUGCGCCAAAGUCCUGAGGCGAAACCAAUGAUUGAUAAAGCAAUUAUCGUGACACCCAGUAGUCUUGUGAAGAACUGGGCAAACGAGUUGAGUAAAUGGUUGCAUGGUCGGGUGAACCCUCUAGCCAUCGAUUCGGGAUCAAAGGCUGAAAUUGAUCGGAAUCUGGCUCAGUUUAUGUCCCAACGACCUCCACGCAUAGCUACCCCGAUUCUGAUAAUCUCCUAUGAAACCUUCCGGUUACAUGUGGGGGAGUUGCACAGAGGAACAGUAGGACUGAUUAUUUGCGACGAGGGUCAUCGUCUAAAGAACUCCGAAAAUCAGACUUAUCAGGCAUUGGUUCAAUUGAACUGCCAAAGACGGGUUCUUUUAUCUGGAACACCCAUUCAAAACGACCUGUUGGAGUACUUUAGUCUGGUGCACUUUGUUAAUGUGGGCCUACUUGGUACUGCAGCCGAAUUCCGUAGAAAAUUUGAAAUCCCCAUUUUACGUAGUAGAGAUGCAGACGCUACAGAUGCUGAGCAAUUGGUUGGAGAAGAAAAACUUCGAGAGCUCCUUGCCAUCGUUACGCGCUGUAUUAUUCGAAGGACACAAUCUCUAUUGACGCAGUAUCUUCCUGUUAAAAUUGAACAAGUUGUUUGCUGCAAGUUGGCUCAAACUCAAGGUGAAAUUUAUACUAAAUUUGUUGAAAGAAAGUCUCGUGAAGUUGUCCAGCAUCUUAACAGUGGAGGGGAAAAGAAGCUUUCAAUAUCCAGCUUGGCAUCUAUCACCCAUCUCAAGAAGCUCUGCAAUCAUCCCGACUUGAUCUUCGAUAAAAUUCAAUCGGGCUCGGAUGGUUUUGGUGGAAUGAUAGAUCUGUUUCCCCCUGGUUACGCUAGCUCGGCAGAUACAAAUAAAUCACCACAGGCUGAACUAUCUGGCAAAUUUCAAGUCUUAGAUUGCCUCCUUGCAAUCGUAAAAGCAACUUCGAAUGACAAGGUCGUCCUUGUUUCAAAUUACACUCAAACUCUUGAUUUGUUUGAGGGUCUCUGCAAGCACAGGAGUUACGGUUAUUUUCGACUUGAUGGCACCAUGACCAUCAAAAAGAGAGCCAAAAUUGUGGAAAGAUUCAAUGAUCCUACUUCGUCUGAGCUUGUAUUUAUGCUAAGUAGUAAGGCGGGUGGCUGUGGAUUGAACUUGAUAGGUGCGAAUCGACUUGUGAUGUUUGAUCCUGAUUGGAAUCCUGCUAAUGAUGAACAAGCAAUGGCUCGUGUAUGGCGGGAUGGGCAGAAGAAGCAGUGCUACAUAUAUCGUCUGAUAUCUACUGGAACAAUAGAGGAGAAGAUGCUUCAAAGACAGGCGCAUAAGAAGGCACUAAGCAGCUGUGUGGUGGAUCAAGCGGAAGAAGUUGAGAGACACUUCAGUUUAGGAGAACUUCGGGAAUUAUUUGCUUAUCAUAACACUACUGACUCUGACACUCAUGACAGAUUCAAGUGUCGUCGAUGUGUGAAUCGAGUUCAGACCCGCCCACCGCCUCCAGAAGCUGAUUGUAAUUGUGAUCUCUCCGUAUGGCACCAUGCGUAUAAUCGAAAGGCUUUGGAGGAUACUGUGUUGAAGGGUGCAUGGGACACCGGAGCCAUUUCCUUUGUCUUUUGGCAACGCUCACAUGAAGAGCAACGUAAGACUGUCUAG
Molecule: messenger RNA, 2262 nt
Organism: Rodentolepis nana
Lineage: Eukaryota; Metazoa; Platyhelminthes; Cestoda; Cyclophyllidea; Hymenolepididae
Source: the annotation of a GenBank genome assembly